ACUUAGGUUAUUUAUCAUUUUGAUAUGCAGCCAAAAAUCUGCAAGGAAUGUUGGGUUGUGGUUCAUGUAGAGGAAAAUUGCAAAAGAUUAGCUCAAGAACAUAAAGUGGAGGCAAUGGAUGAAACUAGGUUUGCUGAGUAUAGCCAAACCGAAGAAGGAAAAGCUUUUUUGGCAGGAUAUAUCUUAGAAAAGGGUGUUGAUAGUAAUAUGGAGAUGGCAUUGAACCAAAAUGCCAUCGGGAAAGACUUUUCUUCAGAAUCGGAGACAUCAGGUAAAGGUGAAAUACGAAAGAGUAAGAGAGUUACGGAAGAUGGAAUUCAAAAUCUCUCAAACCCAAAUAGCUCAGCUUAUCAAUCAUCUCACAACAACCCAAUCUAUCAAUUAGAUGAUAUCAAUAUUGAAGAAACUGGAAUGGACGGAAGCAGAAAUGACAUGGAUUCGGAGAUGGAUUACCACAAUUAUGGAGGAAAGGAAGCAAUGGACAAUUCUUCCAACCAGGCUGAUAGGAUGAUUACACAAAAUCAACAUGGGGGGUCUGCAAAUUCUUUGGGACCUGUGUUGGAGCAGCCAUCAUUCAAGCUGUAGUUUCUGAUGAAGAACAAGCUGAGACUGUAGCAGCAUAUGACUCAAUAACGAUGGCACAAGUGAAAGGAGUGCCAAAACUGCACCUGGAAGGAGAUAAUCCAAAUGUAAUAAAUGCCAUAAAUGGCAGUGUAGGUUCUGUCAAAUGGACAAAUAAGAGUAUUAUUAAGAAUUGUAAGAUUUUAUUGAGAACCUUUAACCCAUGGGUCUGUACUCAUGUUGUUAGAGACCUAAAUGGCGUAGCUGAUAAUCUAGUAAAAAAAGGCCAGGACUGGUAGCAUAACUAGUGAGUUUUGGAA
Molecule: messenger RNA, 881 nt
Organism: Papaver somniferum (opium poppy)
Lineage: Eukaryota; Viridiplantae; Streptophyta; Magnoliopsida; Ranunculales; Papaveraceae
Exons: 2
Coding region: 25-585 (186 amino acids)
Source: RefSeq, a predicted model, not a curated record